AUGUCUUUCCUUCAUAAUCAUUCUUGUGAGUGCGUUAAGUCAGAAUUGGAUUUGUUUGCACUACCGUCUACACAAACUAGCAUUGAAAAUGGAUUGUGGAUUCAUUAUAAACCAAUUUCAUCUCUUGGUGAUGAUGGACCUAUCGAGUUUCAAGUUCCUGGGACCGGCGAUGACUACAUAGAUUUGUCUCAUACAUUACUCCACAUAAAGGCAAAAGUAUUAAAUCAAGAUUCAACUAACUUGGUAUCUACUACAAUAGUAGCACCUGUAAAUAAUUGGCUGCAUUCACUUUUUAGUCAACUUGAUGUUUAUUUAAACCAAAAACUUGUAUCACCACCUAAUAAUACCUAUGCAUAUAGAGCAUACAUGGAAACCCUUUUAAACUAUGCCCCUGCUGCUAAACAAUCUCAUCUUACUUGUAGUCUUUGGUAUGAUGAUACAGCAGGAAAAAUGGAUUCUACAGAUGGUAAAAACAUAGGAUUUGUUAAAAGACAGGAAUUUAUUAGUGAAAGUAAGGAAAUAGAAAUGAUUGGUCAUCUUCACGGUGAAAUUUUUAACCAAGAUAAAUUUUUAAUUAAUGGUGUUGAAAUGAGUGUUAAAUUGGUUCGAUCAAGAGAGAGUUUUAAUUUAAUUGUUGGGUCAAACGAUGUAAAGUUUAAAGUUUGCAUUACGGACGCAACUCUUAUUGUUCGACGAGCACGAAUUAAUCCAAGUGUAUUACUCGCACAUCAAAAAGUUUUAGCUUCUACCACUGCUAAAUAUCCUAUUACUCGAGCUGAAGUAAAAGUUUUAACAAUUCCUUCGGGUGUUCAAGGAAAAACUCUUGAUAAUAUAUUUUUAGGACAGGUACCGAAAAGAUGUAUAAUUGGAUUUGUGAACAAUUCUGCAUUUAAUGGUUCCCUUACUAAAAACCCAUUUAACUUUGAAAACUAUGGUAUUAAUUCUUUCAGCUUAUAUAUUGAUGGUCAACAAAUACGUUCAAAAGCUUUGCAACCAUCUUUUAAUAAUAGCAUAUUUACAUCAGCAUAUCAUACUCUAUUCUCGGGAACUGGUAUUCACUUUCUUAAUGAAGGAAAUGGAAUCUCUUGUGAACAGUAUGGCAAAGGUUACUGUCUAUUAGCAUUUGACUUAACUCCUGAUUUAUCAGCUAACUCAUCAACUCAUUGGAAUCUCAUAAAGCAUGGUAGUGUAAGAAUAGAAGUACGAUUUGAAUCCUCAUUAAUACAAACAAUUAACUGUAUAGUUUAUGCUGAGUUUGAUAAUAUUAUUGAGAUAGAUAAAAACAGAAAUAUUACUGUAGACUAUAGUAGUUAA
Parnassius mnemosyne (clouded apollo) is the source of this 1314-nucleotide messenger RNA. NCBI's taxonomy places the organism in Eukaryota, Metazoa, Arthropoda, Insecta, Lepidoptera, Papilionidae. The record is from the annotation of a GenBank genome assembly.